Trichomycterus rosablanca is the source of this 2475-nucleotide messenger RNA. RefSeq names its product ALG5 dolichyl-phosphate beta-glucosyltransferase (gene alg5). The transcript has 10 exons. The record is from RefSeq and is a predicted model, not a curated record. Gene Ontology annotation, cellular component: endoplasmic reticulum membrane. Lineage: Eukaryota; Metazoa; Chordata; Actinopteri; Siluriformes; Trichomycteridae. Bases 142 to 1119 code for a protein of 325 amino acids.
UUUAACUGUGAGUGGACCGGAUCUCAGGGCUGGAUCUGCUCCUCCUGACUGAUCUGAUCCUAAACCUGAAUUUCGUGUUUUAUUCUCUCAUGGUCGGGGCUGGAUUAAGGUGUGUGCGGCUGCACUGACCCCGGAUCAGUGAUGGAUGUGCAGUGUGGGCUGUGUGAGUGUGUUCAGGCUGUUCUGGCUCUGGCAGUGUUUGUGUUUCUGCUGCUUGUUGUAGUCGCCCACGUCACUGCAGGAAAGAUGGAUCUGAGCUGUGACGAGAAGGAAAAGUUCUUCCUCACCGCUGAUGGACUGAAGAAGCCCUUCCCCAGUCUGUUCGAUCCCUCAUCACUGGAGCUGUCUGUGGUGGUGCCAUCGUACAACGAGGAAUCUAGGCUACCUGUAAUGAUGGAAGAAGCCAUGGAGUACUUAGAAAAAAGACAGAAGAAGAAUCCUGCAUUCACAUAUGAAGUCAUUAUAGUUGAUGAUGGCAGCAAAGAUAAAACCACAGAGGUUGGUUUAGGAUACAUGAGAAAGUACGGUGCAGAGAAAGUACGAGUACUCAAACUGGUGAAGAACCGAGGAAAAGGAGGCGCUGUGCGCAUGGGAACACUACGCGCUCGUGGUCGUCUCAUCCUGAUGGCUGAUGCAGACGGGGCCACAAAGUUUGCCGACGUGGAGAAGGUGGAGGCCGGGCUGGAGAACCUCAGUCCAAAGCCGGAGAACAUGGCCAUCGCGUGUGGGUCCAGAGCUCACCUGGAAGAAAAAUCAGUAGCUCAGCGCUCUCUGUUCCGGACCUUCCUGAUGUACGGUUUCCACUUCCUGGUGUGGUUCUUCUGCGUGAAGGGAAUCAAAGACACUCAGUGUGGGUUUAAGCUCUUCACUCGUGAGGCGGCCCUGCGGACCUUCAGCAGCCUGCACGUGGAGCGCUGGGCGUUCGAUGUGGAGUUGCUGUACAUCGCCCAGUGUUUUAAGAUCCCGAUAGCUGAGGUGGCCGUCAACUGGACCGAGAUUGAAGGUUCUAAGCUGGUGCCGUUCUGGAGCUGGUUACAGAUGGGCAGAGAUCUAAUCUUCAUCAGACUACGUUACAUUACCGGGGCCUGGAGACUGGAGGCACCUAAGAAAUCCCAGUAGUGCUGGCGUGUUUCGUGCUGUUGGCGUGUGGACGUACACGAGCAUGCAAGCGCUCAUUACUACAACAGUUAACGUCGCACUGCGUGUCAAAAAACUUACUGACUGGUUUCUUUUUACUGUUGGGAUCUUACCUGGGUGACUGUACUUGUGUUCCAUGUGAUUAUUUUUUAUUUUAUUCAAUGUUCGGUUUUCUUCAACCACAAAAAAACCAAAACAAUAAUUACUGAACAUUCUGUGUUUACAACCUCUACAGUGUAAAUACAUCAAAUAAAUAAUGAUAAUCAAGAUUCAGACGUGAAUGUUCAGUCAUGCUUUUUAUCAUUUGUGUUAAAGCAAGUAAAAUAUGCUGCAAAUAAGCUGCACAGCUUUGGAAUGAAUUGAGAUUACGAACAUUUGAAAUUCUAUUAGACUGAAGUGUUUAUCAGUAUUUUUCUCCAAAAUUUUUCCACAAUUUUCUUCCCUAAUUUAGUCGUAUCCAGUUACCCUGGUUGCGUCACGCUUCACUUUUACUGAUACAACCCUCAGUUGCUGACUGACACGUGUGCAGUACCAUCCGCCUCUUUUCACCUGCACGAGGUGAGUUCAUAUGCAGAUCAGCCUUGUGCACGGAGAGCCACACCCUGAUCAGCAUCAUUCCUCAAUCAGCCAGCAGAGGUCGCAACCGCACCAGCCAUGAGGAACCCUCUUCCAGCAUGGAUGGCAGAGCUGAGAUUCAAUACGAUGAUCCCAGCUCUGGUGUACUAGUGUAUUUUACCGCUGCGCCACCUGAGCGGCCAUCAGUAUUUUUUUAAUCGCUAUUACCAAUUUUCACCCACCAGGCCGAGUCUCCCCGACAAAACAAGAUCUAUUGAUAGGAAAUUUAAUCGAGAUUAAGUGAACGAUUCAUUUAAACUGUCCGUUUCAAUAAAUUAAACCUCAGAUUCAACAUUUCUGGUGUUUGAGUAAAUCACCCAAAAUUCUGCCUUUGUUUGUUUUGUUUCUGUUUACAGUUUUUAAUACAGGAUAUUUUUAAAGGCGAAUGAUUAAAAUUAAAAUUUGUAAUGAUCUUAUAACAACAGUCGAAACAUUAAGUGCUAAAAGUGCUAAAAAUCCAAGUGCAAUUAUUAUUUUUUUUAAAUUUCUGCUUUGUAUUCAUGUUUAGAUUUUGGGAUUGUGAUUUUUACUCCAUCAAAACUCAAAUCACAGGAUAGAUCUUGAUUCUUAAAGCCUAAAACUCAGUGAACUCAAGCAGCUCAUACAGUCUUUUAUUCUGAGAAAAAUCCAUAUGAAAUGUGCUGUAACGUGUAAACGUGUCACAUUUUAUUUAUUGUUCCAAUAUGUUAAAUUCAACAAAUAAACAGCAGUCGUUCAUUUAAA